Scophthalmus maximus (turbot) is the source of this 3626-nucleotide messenger RNA. RefSeq names its product spermatogenesis associated 1 (gene spata1). The transcript is spliced from 12 exons. Lineage: Eukaryota; Metazoa; Chordata; Actinopteri; Pleuronectiformes; Scophthalmidae. The coding region runs from base 524 to 2083 and encodes 519 amino acids. The record is from RefSeq and is a predicted model, not a curated record.
GCACAGAAAACAUUAAAUAUCGAGAGAUCUCCUGACAUAAACCGUGACUGUCAUCAGUAUAACGUGCGACUUUUGUUACAUUCCAUUGAUUCUGAAGCUAUUGUAAUGUAAAUAGUCAAAAUCAACUCGUCAACUCUUAAUUUACAGCAAGAUUUUUUUGAAAUUGUAUUCAAAAAAGGCCAUAUCCAUUCCUUCAUGAAAGAGCAUGACUAAUAAAUGAAGCAUUAAUGCAACCUGCAGGACGGUGUUCUUUCUAGUGACCGGCACACAUGGGACCUGCUCCUUCUCUUGACUGCAGUUGUCAUCCUCAGCACCAGAGCCACCGCUGCUGGCACUCUCAUAAAAGAAACUCCAGUGGACGACUCACUGUUUGAUCACAGCAGAUUGUUACUAAGCAGUCAACGCCUUGAACAAAAAAAAAAAAAAAGAAAAAAGAAGGAGGGGACCUCCUGCGAAUGAACCCAACAGAAAUCUCCCCUCUUUCAGAACUCUUUCCCCCCUGUGCUGAACUGCUGCACUGCUGAUGGAGUUGUCUUGUGAGUCCGUGAGAUAUACGGAGGACAGGAGACCGGCCAGCUGCAAGUUCGUGGAGCUCCACGUGCUGUGUGUGCCAGACGACCAGUGGGACGCCAAGCUCAACAAAGUUCCAGCUGAAGCCAUAGAGAGCUUCAUAUCUGCAGGCUUCAUCAGGGUUUAUCCAGAUGUCACCCUGAAAAGUCUGAGGAGCGAGCUGGGAGCUCUGCUUGGCACAGAGAGGAGCAUCAACAAAUUCUCCUUCCUGAAAUGUGUGGGCCGCAGUCUGGCACUGGUUAAAAGCAAACAGGAGAGGGAUCUCAAAGUGAAAACAUUUGCUCCACCGUAUGCCCCGCAGCCGGAGCUUUACCUGCUGCCCACUGUGGAGAGCGGCAGCAGUGUUUGCUCCCAGUCUCUCACCCCAGACACUCGCAGCAGCUCCCCAGACCACCCGACCUGUUACCACCCUCCCAAGACAUGCAGCCUGCCAACGAGGACAAAGCAGCCUGUAAAAUCCCCCCUCAUCCCCCAGUGUUCCCAUCAGCCACCUCCCACCCCCAGCCUAGAAGAGGAGGAGGAUGAAGAGGAGGAACAAAGCUACAGUUCUUCAGAGGGAGACGGAGAAAAUGUGGAGGAACCUCUCUCCUCCAACAAGCUUGAGUGUCCAGAGCAGUGUUGUCCAAGGAAGACUCAGAAUCCACAGGCACCACAGCCUGCUUCACUGAGUAAAGUCUUACAGCGACGUGAUUCAGACUCGGCCCUGGAGAAGAAACAGCACCACAGAAAAGUGGCCAGAGAUUCGGGAGUAGCAGAGUCUCUGGAGGACAGGGAUUCCAGCUUCUCCCUCACAGACAGGCUUGGCAAAUCUAAAGAUGCACAUACGCUCAAAUCAACAAGGGGGGUGAUGGAAAGUCCAGCUGUGUCGUCUCGGCAUGUUCGGUGUACCUCUCCACCUCCAGGUCAAGACUUGGCCUUGGUCGCCCAUAAAACCGCUGCUCCGCGAGUCUUUCAGACAAACAGAGAGGAACUGAUCGAGGAGAUCAAGCUGGUGAGGGAGGAGAGAAAGCAGCUGGAGUGGACGAGGCAGGAGCUGCUAAGAAAGGGGAAAGAUUUACUGGCCCAAAAUAGACACAGGAGGAACCAAGCACGCGACAGCUGGAAAAAGAAAUAUUUUGAAACGAAGAAGGCCACAGCUCCGUUGGAGGACAACCUGAGAAGAUUACGACAAGAGUUGGAGACAUUUUACAACAAACUCUUGCAUCAGCUCCAGGCCAGAGAUAACAGAGGGAAGCCAAGACGACAAGGCAGAUCCUCCAUCAAGAAUGAGCUCAUCAUUCAGAUUAUGACAGAGAGCCAUGAGAUUGACAACCUGAAGAGGAACGUAGAAGAUGCCAAGAUGAAGCUGGUGACAGAGAUAAAGUUGAGGAAACAAGCUGCCACAGAGCUGAGGGCCCUGAAGGCUGAACUUGCCCAGAAGAAAAGCCAGUCGUCUCACCUCGGACCCUCGGCCUCUCUGGGCUUUGGAAACACCACACGGGACAGACCACAAGUUCAAAACACCUCCAUGUAGUUCACCAUAUACAGGGAUGUCACAGGGCUGUUGUCUGUGCUUUACUCUGCUGAGAAAGACUUUGUUGGGUCAUGGUUUCAUGAGAGGGAUUGAAAAUGUUGAAUUUGUGUAGUUCUUGUCUUUCUACAUGGCCUACUGGUUCUGAACUGAGUUUUGUAUUUUUGUGCUGUUACUUUUUGGCAUUUUAUUAUUAUGUCAUGUGCCAUCUGAUGUCUUCUUUUGUUCACAAUAUUGAUAUUGUUGACUACCUGUUUCAUUUUUCCUCAGGUGCAAUGAGCUUGUUGCUCUCGCACAUUUCGGCAAUAAGGCAAAUUAAAAAACCUUAAAUAAAAUACACUAGGCAUCGAGACAAAAUGUAAAAAAAAGGAGCAUUUCUUGAAAAGAUUUGAUUAGAAAAAUGAAGAGUAAGAAAUACAAGACUUAAAGUGCAGUGUAAGAAAUGAGAUAACAUUUGAUUUAAUAAAAGGUAACAAACAGAUAAUUAUUCAGCUUUCAUCCAAAAAAAACCCACCUAACUCGGUUAUUUAGUAAUUUAUCAGAAAAUGUUUUAUUUGUGAAAAAUAUAAAGUGCACAGAGCUCAACAAGCUGAGAAUCAAAGUUAUUUCAUUUAGAACAGAGGAAUUUCUACGUCGUAACUUCAUUCAAAGACAACAGCAAUAAAAGCAACAAUAAACUCUGAAGUGCAGGUAUGCAUCCCUGAAGUCUCCUGCUACAAAGAAUAUAUUGACUUUGCGACAAACAGAAGGGUCUCAGGGGUGGUGUGUAAAUUUCUGCAGCAGUGUCGAGUGUAACCCAGCUAGCAUCCUAACAGAGCAUUCCACAUCAUCGCGGUCUGCUGCUUGGCAACCGUUUCACUGCUGUAGUCCAAGAUGUUGGAAUUCCACAUGCCAAUGCCCCUCAAACCUUUAGAUUUCACAGAAUCAGCCUUGGGACAAAUACUUUGUGGGUCAUCAUACCAAACCUGAUGAAUAUGUCCGUGCUGGUCCUAAAGAAAAACAUUGAAAGAAAUAACAAAAUCAGAACUGAUGAUGGCACCACCUUGUGGUGAAGGCGACUGUUUUUAGACCCAACAAGAGGGCCUUUGCCAAAGAAUGUUUUAUUGCUGUUUCGAAGAGGCAAUUUGUUUUGUCUGGGAAGCAGCUCGAGUGGACGCCGGCACUUUAGAUAAACAGCUCCUGCCUGAUUUGUUGAGUCGCAAUUUUUUAGGAAUAAUGAGAGGUGAAGUUGGUGAAGCUAAGACUUGGCAGAAAGACAAAUAGUCCUUAUUUAGGCCAGCAAAAUCUAACCCACACAUCGUUGAACAUUUCCAAGCACUUACCAUUGCACUACCAUAAAGUUUAAGGAAUUUAAAAUAAAGAUCAUGCACCUUGUAAUUAAAGUAAGGAGCCUGCUGCUUGCUGUCCCACAUCCUGCCAGACAACGAGCUCUCAACCUGCUUCAUGAUCCACUUGUAUGGUUUCUGUUUUCCAGCUGCGUCACUGCAGGGAGCUCCACGGAAAGGAACUUUGGCUAUAGAGCAUAUUCCCUCCUGUCAUGGGAAAA